CGUCCAGGGUCCCCAGAGGUUGGACAGACGUCUACCUAGGCGUGGAGGCCAGCGGGUCACCCAGAGCCCAGGCGGAGAGGAGCGGAAGUGGGUGGAGCGCCGGACCCCGCAACACCGCCAGGCGCGCAGAUAAAUCACGGACGCAAACUGCACUGACGUUCGGCGCUGGCACCGAGUGCCAAGUGCCGACGCGGACAGCCAAGUUCUGGGAAGAGGAAUCUGAUCCCGGCGAGGCGGCAGCGGUGCCGACUGAAACCCACUCUAGUGGGGGGCGGGAAGGGCGGGGAGCCUGCUCUCCCUGCGGGCGCUUCGGGCACUUACGGAAUUCUUACCUGGCCCGCGCCCAGCCCGAGGAGGCACUGGCAUCUCCGCUUCACAGCUCGAGUAGGUGUCUGCAGGAGUGAACCAAGCACAUUACAAAGCACACGACUUCCCAACUUCGCUAGCUCACCUGCCCCUCCCAGCCAAUCGGGGCCACCAGAAUUGGGACUGUCGCGGGGAGCUGGAGGGAGAUGCUGCCGGCUGGAGGCUGAGCCGCCCUCCCAGCCGAGUUCCCACCGGGCCCGCCCCAGCCGCGAGUCCAAGGCGCAGGCUGCGCGCCCCGCGACCCUUCGGCGCCGCGCUUCACGCCCCUCGCGCUUUCGGGCAGCGGGUCCUGGCCCGGGCGGCUCGGAGCCUCUGCGGACUGGAACGCGCCCCGACGGCGCCCGAAGCCGCGCGCCGACGCCGCCUCCCCGCAGCCCUCCGUCGCGCGCCCGCCCUCGCCGGAAGCCCCCAGUCUGUGCCGGCCCCGGGCAGCCCCGCGGAGGCAGGAUGUUCACGUCCAAGUCCAACUCGGUGUCGCCCUCGCCGUCCCUGGAGCAGACUGACUCGGACGCGCUGGACAUCAGCACCAAAGUGCAGCUCUACGGUGUACUGUGGAAGCGGCCUUUCGGGAGGCCGUCGGCCAAGUGGUCCCGGCGGGGCUACCAAAGGGGAAAGGAAUCAAAACCUUACUUAGAAGAGAGAAGAGAACCUGGGAGAAGUGACUAGAGGGUUUUUCAUCAUCAAAGAGAGCUUUCUUCUUUACUACUCUGAGAGCGAGAAAAAGAACUUUGAAAGCAAUAAAUACUUCAAUAUACAUCCUAAGGGCGUCAUCCCCCUAGGAGGCUGCCUGGUGGAGGCCAGGGAGGAGCCCAGCAUGCCCUAUGCCAUGAAAAUCUCCCACCAGGACUUCCAUGGCAACAUCUUGCUGGCUGCUGAGUCCGAGUUUGAGCAGACCCAGUGGCUGGAGAUGCUACAGGAGUCCGGGAAGGUGACUUGGAAGAAUGCCCAGCUGGGAGAAGCCAUGAUCAAAAGCCUGGAGGCCCAGGGGCUGCAGUUGGCCAAGGAGAAGCAGGAGUAUUUAGACAAGCUGAUGGAGGAGACGGAAGAACUCUGCCUUCAGAGGGAGCAGAGAGAGGAGCUUGAACGCCUGAACCAGGUGCUGGAAGCCGAGAAGCAGCAGUUUGAGGAGGUGGUGCAGGAGCUGAAAAUGGAGCAGGAGCAGAUCAAAAGGGAGCUCGAGCUGACAGCAAGAUGCCUCAAGGGUGUGGAGCAAGAGAAGAAGGAGCUGAGGCACCUCACAGAGUCCCUGCAGCAGACGCUGGAGGAACUCUCCAUAGAGAAGAAGAAAACCCUGGCGAUGCUGGAGGAGAAUGAGAACCAGCUGCAGACACUGGCCAAUCAGAGUGAGCAGCCCCCUCCCAGUGGGUGUCUCCACAGCAACCUGAGGCAGAUAGAGGAGAAGAUGCAGCAGCUCUUGGAAGAGAAGCUUCUGGCUGAGAAGCGGAUGAAGGAGAACGAGGAGCGCUCUCGGGCCCUGGAGGAAGAGCGGGAGUUCUACUCGACCCAGUCCCAGGCCCUGCAGAACUCGCUGCAGGAGCUGACCGCAGAGAAGCAGCAGGCCGAGCGGGAGCUCAAGGCCGAGGUGAAGGUCCGCAUGGACCUGGAGAGGCGUCUGCGGGAGGCAGAGGGGGCCUUGCGGAGCCUGGAACAGGGGCUCAACUCCAAGGUGCGGAACAAAGAGAAGGAGGAGAGGAUGCGGGCUGACGUGAGCCACCUGAAAAGGUUCUUCGAGGAGUGCAUCCGGAACGCGGAGCUGGAGGCCAAGAUGCCGGUCAUCAUGAAGAACUCCGUGUACAUCCACAAGGCGGCCACUCGCCGCAUCAAGAGCUGCCGCUUCCACCGGCGCCGCUCCAGCACCUCCUGGAAUGACAUGAAGCCGUCCCAGUCUUUCAUGACCUCCCAGCUGGAUGCCAACAACAUGGAGGAGCUAAAGGAGGUGGCCAAGCGGCUCAGCCGGGACCAGCGCUUCCGAGAAUCCAUCUACCACAUCAUGGCAAACCAACCAGGAGCGCCGUCUGUGGCUCCGCGGGGUGGGAAGUGAUGAGGGGGUC
Mustela lutreola (European mink) is the source of this 2417-nucleotide messenger RNA. It is a transcript of the gene PLEKHD1, whose product is annotated as pleckstrin homology and coiled-coil domain containing D1. Lineage: Eukaryota; Metazoa; Chordata; Mammalia; Carnivora; Mustelidae. The coding region runs from base 1181 to 2407 and encodes 408 amino acids. The record is from RefSeq and is a predicted model, not a curated record. The transcript has 16 exons.